GGUAGCUUUCCAUGCUGGUUCAAUUACACGUCCAUGCUGCAACAGAAUCCUGUCUUCGAAUAUAGAUGUCAAAGGAUUUUCUAAAGAAAAAACAAAAGUCAAAAGCCUCAAAUUUUGCUAUUUGUUUCCUUGAUUUAGUCCGUUUUUAUUAUUUAUAUAUUUAUAUAUUUAGUUAGACGUCGCGUAACAAUCGCAAAGGAGUCAGCACAACCGGUUUUCUAAUUAGUGGCAAUUGAUCUGAGAUGGAAGUAAGAUGUCGUCCGGUGGUGAUGUGCGGUACUCUUGCGAUUCUCUGUUCAAUCUUCUGCUGUGUGGAAGCCUCAGACAGGCAGUACCUCAACGAAUGGGCGGUCGAGAUUCCUGGAGGACUCGCGGCUGCCCGAGCAAUCGCCAGCGAGCUAGACUACGAAUUAGUCAGACAGAUUGGGUCGCUAGAAAACCAUUAUUUGUUCAAACAUCGCAGUCAUCCUAGCAGGGCCAAAAGGAGCGCAGAUCAUAUCACCAAAAGGCUGUCAGAAGAUGGCAGGGUGUCUUGGGCAGAGCAACAAUAUGAAAAGAGGCGGAGCAAACGUGCUCCCCUUGUGGGAGAAUGUAAAGACUGCUCUGUGGACAAACUCUUUGAUGAUCCUAUGUGGAACCAGCAGUGGUACUUGCAAGACACACGGACGUCAUCGUCUCUGCCAAAGCUGGACCUCCAUGUGAUCCCUGUGUGGAAGAAAGGCAUUACAGGCAAAGGCGUGGUCAUCACCGUUCUGGACGAUGGCCUGGAGUGGAACCACACAGACAUCUACCCCAAUUACGAUCCUGCAGCCAGUUAUGAUUUCAACGACAACGAUCCAGAUCCUUUUCCUAGAUAUGACUCCACUAAUGAGAACAAACAUGGCACAAGGUGUGCAGGCGAGAUCGCCAUGCAGGCUGAUAACAACAAAUGUGGAGUCGGAGUGGCUUACAACUCCAAGGUUGGAGGAAUCCGAAUGCUAGAUGGUAUUGUUACAGAUGCCAUUGAGGCAAGUUCUAUAGGGUUUAACCCAGACCACAUCGACAUCUACAGUGCCAGCUGGGGGCCUAACGAUGAUGGGAAAACAGUGGAAGGCCCUGGGCGUCUGGCUCAGAAAGCCUUUGAGUACAGUAUUCAGAAGGGCCGUGGUGGAAAGGGCUCCAUCUUUGUGUGGGCAUCAGGGAACGGCGGACGUCAGGGAGAUAACUGCGACUGCGAUGGCUACACGGACAGCAUCUACACCAUCUCCAUCAGCAGCGCGUCGCAGCAGGGCCUCUCGCCCUGGUAUGCCGAAAAAUGCUCCUCCACCCUCGCUACUGCCUACAGCAGCGGAGACUACACCGACCAGAGGAUCACUAGUGCUGACUUGCACAACGAAUGCACAGAGACACACACUGGAACAUCGGCCUCUGCUCCGCUGGCAGCUGGGAUAUUUGCGUUGGCUUUGGAACAGAAUCCUGACCUAACCUGGAGGGACCUACAGCACUUGGUGGUGUGGACGUCUGAAUUUGACCCUCUGGCCAGCAACCCUGGCUGGAAGCGGAACGGCGCUGGACUCAUGGUUAACAGCCGCUUUGGCUUUGGCCUGCUCAACGCCAAAGCCCUCGUGGACCUGGCUGACCCCAAAGUGUGGAGACAUGUGCCUGAGAAGAAGCAGUGCAUUGUGAGAGACGAUGCCUUCCAGCCCAGGCCUCUGAAAGCAGCAGGUGAGAUCAGCAUCGAGAUCCCCACUAAGGCCUGUGCUGGGCAGGCCAACUCCAUUGUCUCACUGGAGCAUGUGCAGGUGGAGGGCAGCAUCGACUAUACCCGGAGAGGAGACCUCCACAUCACACUCACAUCUCCAUCAGGUACCACUACGGUGCUGCUGGCAGAGAGAGAGAGAGACACAUCCACUAAUGGCUUCAGGAACUGGGACUUUAUGUCUGUGCACACCUGGGGAGAGAACCCCACUGGCACUUGGACCCUGAAGAUCACUGAUACUUCGGGGCGGAUGGAGAAUAAGGGAGAGAUAUUGAGUUGGAAGCUUAUUCUACACGGGACGUCUGAGAAGCCAGAGCACAUGAAAAUGCCGAGAGUGUACACGUCCUACAACGCUGUGCAGAACGACCGCAGGGGUGUGGAACACAUGGAGGACAUGAUGGAGAAGGCCUAUGUCCCUCCCAGAAAAGCAGAGAAACCCCAUCCACCAGGUCCAGUUGCUGCCUCCUCUCCUGCCCUGGCUCCUGCCCCAGCGGAGAAGUUUGCUGCGGCCCAGCCUAACAUUGCCCUACUGCGGCUCCUGCAGUCAGCCUUCAACAGGCAGAGCCCCGGCGUCUAUCCCCGGCCUGCGGCGCCCCCUGGCCGGUCUGGGCCGCGUGCCAGAAUCCCUCAGCAGAAGCUGUACGAGGCUCUGGACCGGCUCAACCAGGACGCGGGCCAGGAGAACGACUUGUACAGCGACUACAGCGACAGCUUCUACAGAGACCGGGCCUACCGGCACAGAGACGACCGGCUUCUGCAGGCGCUGUUUGACAUGCUCGAAGGAGAACUGCAGUGA
Messenger RNA from Electrophorus electricus (electric eel), 2534 nucleotides. It is a transcript of the gene pcsk1, whose product is annotated as proprotein convertase subtilisin/kexin type 1. The record is from RefSeq and is a predicted model, not a curated record. Lineage: Eukaryota; Metazoa; Chordata; Actinopteri; Gymnotiformes; Gymnotidae. Gene Ontology annotation, biological process: peptide hormone processing. Gene Ontology annotation, cellular component: neuron projection; membrane. Gene Ontology annotation, molecular function: serine-type endopeptidase activity.